AUGAGUGGUUUUCUGUACUCUUCAACUACUAAAAUCAGACGCAAAUCGACUUCAUCUGCAACUGCACUUACAACCACCACAGUUUCUUCACACAAACAAAUGGCAACGUCACCAGCAACAACAACAAAUAAAAUGUUAAGGGCCAAAUCUCCAACAUCACCAAAGUCUCAAACUGCUCACACUAAUGCCAACGCCACAGUCUCUCCACGGCCAGAACCGACAAUUAUCAAACGAAGAAAUUCGUCAUUUGCUAAUACUUCAUCUCCCUGGUUUAGGCGAAACUCAUUUUUAUCACCUUCCAUGAUUCAAGAUGAGAACUUUAAUGUUUAUGAAUCGGGAAACGCGUUUUAUUCCGGUGGAUUUGCCUCGAAUUAUUCUAUAAUCUCAUUACGUGAAUGUCAAGGGUUUAUAUUUAAUCAAGAUUUAUUUGCCACCCCGUAUCAACAAGUACGGUCACAAGCUAAUGCUAAAAAGUAUAGAGCGAGCUUUUCUCAAAGGAGUAGUAGCAGUACUGGAGUUGGUAGAAAAUGCCGUGAUGGUGAUUAUGAAAGGAGACAUACUAGUUAUCAUGCCCCGCGGCCACAAUUUGAUCGUUCUGUAGGCUCGGAUCAGGCCAUUGUUGAUGAUGAUGAAGAAGAAGAAGUAGAUGAGGAUGAAGAUGAGGAAAUGCAUGAUGCUAAUGAAGAAUUUGUAUCUAAUGAUGUGAAACAUGAUAGCAAUCAUAUAUAUGAUGAAGAUGAAGAUGAAGAUGAAGAUGAAGAUGAUGACGACGACGAUGACGACGACGAUGAUUAUAGAGAGAUGCAUGAAUAUGGAGGCGAUUUUAAUAAUAGACGGUACAAGGUACGUGUUACUGAAAUUGUUGUUGAUGAAAAUGAUGAUAAUGAUAUAUUUCCAACUUCAGAAAUAUGA
This is a messenger RNA of Lodderomyces margitis, 912 nucleotides long. RefSeq lists its product as uncharacterized. The coding region runs from base 1 to 912 and encodes 303 amino acids. The record is from RefSeq and is a predicted model, not a curated record. The transcript has a single exon. Lineage: Eukaryota; Fungi; Ascomycota; Pichiomycetes; Serinales; Debaryomycetaceae.